AUGUCUAUGUUUUUAUCAAGUGUCAAAAAUUUUGUUCAAUCACCAACUGAAUUAAAAGUCAAACAAGCCACGGAUGAAGAUGAAAAUUUUGGUGCAACAGCUACGCUCAUGAAUGAAAUCUCAGUUUUAACAUAUAGUUCUAAGACUUUAAAGGAGAUCAUUCCUAUCAUUAAGAAGAAAUUAUUAUUGGGCUAUAAUAAGAGAAUCAUUAAUCAUAAGAAUUCUAUUAUGUUAUUAAAGACAUUAACAUUAGUUUCUUAUUUAAUGAAUAAUGGUUCUAAUGAUUUUGUUAGAUGGAUUAAAUCAAAUAUUGAUGUAUUCGUUCAUUUAAAUAAAUUAUCACUAAAUGUUACAGAUAAGAAAAAUGAUGCUGGUAUAGUGACACAAAUCGUUGCUACAUCUAAGGAUAUAACACUUUUAAUCAAUGAUGAUGAUCUGUUAGAGAAACGUAGACGGGAUGUUGUUCAAUUUCGUUCUAGUAUAUCUUCGCCGGGCAGAAAAUCUACAGAUAAUAGUCAUUUAAAAAGCAUUGAAUUAACAAGAAUUGGUUCAGAAAAUAAAUAUAGUAAUAAUGACCCAAAUAAAGUGAACAAUUCUUCGAGUAUUAAUCUUGGUUCUCCACGAAUAUUACAAAGUAGUCCAUUGCAACGAAAUUCACAUAGUUUAGAUUUAAGGAUAAGUAGUAAUCCUCUUCGAAAUACGGGAGAAUAUUCUAGAACAUCAUUAGGGCCUGUACGAGAAGAAGAUACUGGUGAUUCUUCAGCAUUACGUGACCUACGCGGCUUAACGUUUUCUAAUGAGCAUGAUGGAGGGAUCGACAUGGAUGAAUUUAAUAGAUCAAGACAAGAGGCAGUUACUACCAGCGGGACCAGUUUCCGUUCAAGGUUUAAAAACAAUAUACCAUUCGUAUAA
This is a messenger RNA of Maudiozyma barnettii, 912 nucleotides long. RefSeq names its product Ent4p (gene ENT4). Lineage: Eukaryota; Fungi; Ascomycota; Saccharomycetes; Saccharomycetales; Saccharomycetaceae. The record is from RefSeq and is a predicted model, not a curated record. The coding region runs from base 1 to 912 and encodes 303 amino acids. Gene Ontology annotation, cellular component: endosome; clathrin vesicle coat; plasma membrane. Gene Ontology annotation, molecular function: phospholipid binding; clathrin binding. The transcript has a single exon. Gene Ontology annotation, biological process: actin filament organization; endocytosis.